Penicillium canariense is the source of this 600-nucleotide messenger RNA. RefSeq lists its product as uncharacterized. The transcript is spliced from 2 exons. The record is from RefSeq and is a predicted model, not a curated record. Lineage: Eukaryota; Fungi; Ascomycota; Eurotiomycetes; Eurotiales; Aspergillaceae. Bases 1 to 600 code for a protein of 199 amino acids.
AUGUCGCUCAAGCGCAAGGCUUCGUUCUCGGGGCUCCCGUCUGGCCUGGCAACGCCUACGCCUAGCUGGGGCAUGCCCGAUAGCUCCAAGGACCUUCCUAGCCGGACCCGAAAGCGCUUCCGGAAUGGCCGUCCAAGCGACGAUGUUGUGUAUGAGAAAACCCUCCGCUGGAUCUUCUCCGCGCAACAGCAACAACAACAGCAACAGCAACAGCAACAGCAGCACAUAACAGCUAUUGAUGUAACCGGAGACAUCAUGAUGGACUCGGAUCCGGCCAUCCCGUCCCCAGAAACUGUCGACCCGCGACAGCAGACCCUGCUGCGCUUCUUCCAGCCCCGAGCAGAGCCAUCGUCGCCCUUCCGGCCAUCCCGUGAAGCUCUUGCCGCCCGUGCCAAUGAGACCGCCAUGGACCAGGAAGAGAUCAUGCGGCGCCAGGUAUUCGCGCAGAUGAACAUGGCUGGGAGCACGAGCGGGAGCGAGACGACGAGCUCCGGCUUCUUCCAGACGGAGACGGACGUGGAGAUGGAGAUGGAUACUGAUGAGAGCAGCGAGAACCCCAACCCGGUUGCCAAGUGGGGGUUCUGGAAUGGAGGUGCUUAG